UUAUUGUGUCAAAAAUUGACGUGACAGACGUGACAAAUCACGGCAGUGAUAAUUUUCUCAUUAUUACGAUUAAUUCUAAUUUAUUAAUUUUAAAAGAUGUCUGCCAGUGUUGAUCCUCGUCGACCGGAGAAGGUGAACCGCUAUAAACCGGUGGACACCGGAAACCAGGGCGCAGGAGUCGGCGAUGACCUCAUGCCGGACUACAUGAAUAUCCUGGGAAUGAUAUUUUCCAUGUGCGGUCUGAUGAUGAAGCUGAAAUGGUGCGCCUGGUUGGCCCUGUACUGUUCCUGUAUCAGCUUUGCCAAUUCGCGCGUUUCGGACGACGCCAAGCAGGUCCUAUCGUCGUUCAUGCUGAGCGUGAGUGCCGUGGUGAUGUCAUAUCUGCAGAAUCCAACCCCGAUGACGCCGCCCUGGCAAACGGCGUGAGCAUGAACAGGGGUUGGAACGCAUGGUUUGAGUUUUAAGUACGUGUUUAUAUAUGGUUUCUGUCAGUUCAUUCAAUAGAAGUAAUAUUUUCAUCGAAGUGUAAAAGUAGAAUACAUAAUUGCAAAUCGUGCAACAUUUAACAUUCGAAGGAAUGAAAAAAAAAACCAAAUAAAUCCUCUAAAAAAUA
Uranotaenia lowii is the source of this 613-nucleotide messenger RNA. Its product is annotated as protein Asterix. Gene Ontology annotation, molecular function: protein folding chaperone. The transcript is spliced from 3 exons. The record is from RefSeq and is a predicted model, not a curated record. Gene Ontology annotation, biological process: protein insertion into ER membrane. Gene Ontology annotation, cellular component: endoplasmic reticulum membrane. NCBI's taxonomy places the organism in Eukaryota, Metazoa, Arthropoda, Insecta, Diptera, Culicidae. The coding region runs from base 97 to 426 and encodes 109 amino acids.